Pseudopipra pipra is the source of this 1951-nucleotide messenger RNA. Its product is annotated as leukocyte immunoglobulin-like receptor subfamily B member 5. Lineage: Eukaryota; Metazoa; Chordata; Aves; Passeriformes; Pipridae. The transcript is spliced from 3 exons. The coding region runs from base 826 to 1935 and encodes 369 amino acids. The record is from RefSeq and is a predicted model, not a curated record.
CAGAGCAGGACCACUUGGCAAGCUGCCACGUGUCCCACACAACUCCAGUGCCACAAUCCAUCCAUUCCCUGCUCCCACAUCAGCUGGAGAUGUGACUUCCCCUGUUUAAUCAGACGUACUUUAUAGCCAAAGGGAGCUCUCUCUACAUCCCUGGCCAGCCCAGUCAACAUGCAGCUGAGGCUGGAAGUCUGGCUCCAGGAGGAGUGGAAGGGAGCAGCAAUGUGGAUUAAGGAUGUUCCAUUGCUCCUGUGCGGGAAUGAGGAAGCCCGGGUGGAUGGGGAUUGAGACCAUUCCUGAAAGGUGCAUCCAGACCUACAGGUUGGAGGUAUUGCUGUCCCUCCUCCAAUGACAGGCACUGCAGGCCAAGGGAAAAAUCAUCCCCCGAGAAGGCCAAAAGGGAAGCCAAGUUCCUCCCGUCCUAUUCCAUUCUGUUGAGUCACCAAGCCUGUGGUUUUGCAGUUGCAAAACAACUCCCUAUUUCACAAGGCAGAAGGAAGACAUUUCCCCACCAAGUGACCGGAACUAAGAAAGCGAAACAGAAAGUCCUGAGGGCUUUUCUCCCGGGGUCUACAGGAUCCUAAGACCAAGUCAUCACGGGGGGCCAGACCCAGGCAUGUGACUAGGACAUUGUGGUUCCAGUUCAACCAUCCCAGCCCUGCAUUUGUGUUUGCAGAAACCCAAGCUGUGCGACAGAAGGUGGGUUGUGGCAACGAGGUCAUAUCAGGAGCCACAAGAAGCCACCCAGCUGCUCAGUGCCUCCUAGCCAGCACCGUCCUCUGAAGAAGCCCUGCUGAGUCGAGUACUGAGAGAGCCAAGAGGAAUACAAUGCUGCCUGUGACCCACGUGUUGGCCUUCGGUGAGUGCCAGAGGCUGUGCAGGCUCCCAGAGGGUGGCAGGAGGCAUCCAGAGACUUCACAUAGAUGUUACACAGCUUCUUCUCUUGCAGGUGCUUGGCUGGUGGCACAGAGCAAGGCUACACCAAGUGAGUAUCUUGAGGAGGUAGUUGGGGAGUUUGGACUCAUCUCUGGUCCCCACCCAUCUCCCAGGGCACUUCUGCAGCCCCAUGGAACAAAACUCACCCUUGUGUGGAGACUGCGCACAGAGGCAGCCCCAGGCUCAUGUCAGGGCAGCUGCUGGGGGCUCCCUGUCUGUCUGGCAGCAUCUCUCUCUCCCUGUGCAGAUGCUCCAACAAUCUCCAUCUUCCUGAAGCCACCUGGGGUGAUCCCACCAGGAGGCUCCACCACCAUCUGCUGCAGCUGCCAGCAUGGCAAUGGGAACUUCAUGCUGUACAAGGAUGGCCACCAGCUCCGUACCCUGGAGCAGAGUGGCAGCAGGGCUGAGUUCUCCAUCUCUAAUGCCACCUACAAGGACACAGGUACCUACAACUGCCAUUACCUGGAGGGAGGCACUGUGCUGGCUCGCAGCGAUGGCCUGGAUGUCGUGGUGACAGGGAUCCGUCUCCCUGGACCCGACCUCUCUGUCCUGCCUGGGCAUGAGGUGACUGCAGGAACUCAUGUGAUAUUCCGUUGCACCCCCCCACACCGCAGUACUGGCUGUUUCCUGUACCUGGAGGGCCAGAUCCGAGCCCAAGUACUCUCAAGGGAACAAGAUGACUACAACUUCUCCCAUGUGCAGGAAGGUGAGGGGGGCCGCUACAGCUGCCAGUGUUUCACCAAGAAUGCUUCGAUAGAAUGGUCUGCUGUCAGCAAGACCCUGGAUUUGGUGGUGAGAGAUUACACGUUGUGCAACGCAGUGCGCCUGGCACUGGGGGCCGGGCUGCUGGUCCUGCUGGGGCUCAUUACGGCUGAAGCCACGCGAGGUCGCUGCUGCCGGGGCGGGAGGGCCCACCCUCUCCCCGCAGGCAGCGCUCCCCUGACUGCGACCAGUGUGGGAACACCGGGAUUCCCUUCCCGCGCCUCGCGGUGGGAUAAAUAAACCGUUCCUGUCGCUG